Molecule: messenger RNA, 1613 nt
Organism: Pecten maximus
Lineage: Eukaryota; Metazoa; Mollusca; Bivalvia; Pectinida; Pectinidae
Exons: 2
Coding region: 1-1407 (468 amino acids)
Source: RefSeq, a predicted model, not a curated record
AUGGAUGACUAUUCAGAUGAGGUGGCACUUAUGCAGGCACAGCUUGAUGUGCAAGUUGCCAGAAUAAAUCUUCAUACAUAUGCUGUUCAAAGACAAAGGGCAAGGCUCAGACAGCAGAAGAAGCGAAGGCGCAGAUUCUGGUUUCGCCCAUGGCUUGGCAUCGAGAGGCGGAGGAGUUUUGGUCUUUACGACCAGUUGAUGGUCGAGCUGCGAGCUGAAGAUCACAAUUCCUUCUGCAAUUUCAUGCGGAUGCCACCGGAUAUGUUCAGUGAGAUCCUUCGCAGAGUCGGACCAAGAAUCACCAAGAAGCAUACAUGGUUCAGGGCCCCUAUUGAGCCUGGAAUGAAGUUAGCUAUAACACUUCGACAUUUGGCAUCAGGGGCCAAGUAUAUGGACAUGCGCUACGGAUGGAGGGUUCCGCAUAACACAAUCUCAAAAAUUGUGAGAGAGGUUUGUGGGGCGAUCGUGGAUGAGUACAUGAACGAAGUGAUGGCAGUGCCAACAUCACCUGAAGAGUGGAGGGUCAUCGCAGAUGGCUUUCGCACAAAAUGGAACUUCCCUCACACGCUUGGUGCAUUGGAUGGUAAACAUGUUGCAGUUCGGUGUCCACCAAAGUCUGGUUCAACGUACUUCAAUUACAAGAAGUUUUUUUCCAUAGUGUUGCUAGCUCUGGAAGAUGCGGAUUACAAGAUCAUCUGGGCCGACAUUGGAGGUCGUGGGGCAGCAUCAGAUGCCCAGAUCUGGAACGAUUCCGAUUUGAAAGAGGCAACAGAGUCUGGAGAAAUCAAUCAUCCCCCGCCAGAUCCUCUCCCAAAUGACACUCAGUCCGUCGAUUGGUUCUAUAUAGGUGUGUAUUGUUAUAAGCAUUUGUGUCGUAUUGGAAUAAAAUUGUACAAGUUUCCCUUGAUUGUUAAUUGUAUACAGAACAGUUAUGUGAUCAUUAUGUUCAAUUGCCGUCUUUUUAAGGUGAUGAUGUGUUCGGUUUACGCAACUUCAUGCAGAAACCGUUUUCCCAAAGAAGAAGAACGUAUCUUCAACUACCGGCUGUCGAGGGCUCGCAGGGUGUCAGAAAAUGCGUUUGGGAUCCUUGCAAACAGAUUUCAGGUUAUGCUGACCACAAUGCAGCAUGACCCUGCGACUGUGCGUCUGAUCACUACUACUUGUAUCGUGCUUCACAACCUCAUGAGGACAAGAUACCCGACAAUGCAAAACCAGCUUGUUGACCGAGAGGAUGCCAACCACCAGCUCAUCCCCGGAGCAUGGAGACAGGACCGCCAUAUGGAAGACUGUGUCACUGUCCAGGGGCCAAACACAGGCAACAAGGAGGGCAAGCGGCUGCGCAAUCUCAUCAAACACUGGGUAAACUCUGAUGCAGGAGAAGUGUCAUGGCAGGACAACAUGAUUUAAAGGACAUAUUUCCCAUUAUAUUGCUAAUUGUGAAAAGUAGUAUUAUUGAAAUAAAAAAUACAAAGCCUGCCAAAAUAAGAAAGUAGUUUUUUCUUUAUCUACACUCCACCCCAUACACAAACAACAUCAAAGAUACAAGCAAAUAAUUGUAAUUUUAAUGCAAAUUAUUUAACUGUUAUUUACAGAUAUUUCAACAAAGUCCAGAA